This is a messenger RNA of Tigriopus californicus, 968 nucleotides long. RefSeq lists its product as uncharacterized. NCBI's taxonomy places the organism in Eukaryota, Metazoa, Arthropoda, Copepoda, Harpacticoida, Harpacticidae. The transcript has 4 exons. The record is from RefSeq and is a predicted model, not a curated record. Bases 390 to 881 code for a protein of 163 amino acids.
UUCUUAAAAGAAGUCAUCGAUAAUGAGUUUUGCGUUUAUCAGGUGACGACAAAAUGUUACGGAGGCGAGUGGCUAGACAUUUUAAAUUUACUUCGGAUGACUUAUUAAGAUUGUACUUGUAUUUUGAUAUCAUUCAUUUACUGCCUUUACUUAUCAAAGGCUUCAGAAUUUAGACAUUUUUACCUUUUUCCUGUUGUCGUGUAUUGAUUCAUCGCUUUCAUACAUUGUUCGUAGAAUUUGGUGUCGUUGUAAAGUAGACCUCUAGAUUUCUUUCCUGUGGUCUCACGACAAAAAAGGUUGAGUUGCCAGCAAAAACGAUCAUGGAGAUCAAGAUAUAAAAUGAUGGUUCAGACAAUCCUGAAAGUCAGUUCAUUGACAGAGAUUCCAACAUGAGGACGUACAAACUUGUGAUACUCUUGGCUUGUGCAGCUUCUUGUUUGGCUGAGGUGGACCUAAAUGGGAAAUGGGUCGAAGACUCAGGGAAACGAAGCAAUUUGAAUGCCUUCUUGAGCGCUGCUGGCGUGAAUUUCUUCACCAGAACGGCCAUUUCUGUUGUUAGCUUCAAAAAUGAGCAACUCAUCUCUCAAGAUGCCAACCGCUACACGAUCGAUGGCAAAAAGGGACCCAGGAGCGACCCUUACUUUUAUACCCUGGUGGCUGAUGGAGACACAAAUACGGUUGUGGAUAUGGGUAUCCUCGGGGGUCCCAUGGACACCAUCAGCUUUGUAAAGGGAAACGCUUUGGAGACCCGAGUCUUGAAGAACGGGGAACUUAUGUUCAUUUCUGCCAGGGUUCGAACCGGUCCCAACACCAUGGUUCACUCUGUUGAACACGUGGGUUCUAGAAAGAAAACUACCUCGUUCUACAAUAAAGUAGGCUAAAGGAGAAAGCCUUGCUCUGAUCAAUUAUACAGGGUUUAUUGUUAUAAAUUAUGUACAAACAUGUUAAAUAAAAGUAGAAAUAUCCUA